Molecule: messenger RNA, 6244 nt
Organism: Polyodon spathula (Mississippi paddlefish)
Lineage: Eukaryota; Metazoa; Chordata; Actinopteri; Acipenseriformes; Polyodontidae
Gene: nhsl1b
Product: NHS-like 1b
Exons: 8
Coding region: 222-5399 (1725 amino acids)
Biological process (GO): cell differentiation
Source: RefSeq, a predicted model, not a curated record
GUAGUUUGGGUUUGAGACUCUUUCCUGACUGCAGAGUUUGGCAGACUUUCUUUUACACAACACUAAAUGCUACAUUUUGCAUCCUUUUUUAUUAGAUUUUUUUUUUAAAAGCCAUGGAGGGACCUACUGUGUUUAUAUUACAAUCUGCAUAAACCUGUGCAACUUGCACUUACAAUUGGACUGCAUUUCACAUUUAUUACGUUUCAUAAAGUUUCUGGAAAAUGCCUUUUCAUCAGAGGACAGUGGAACCCCAGCGGGUAAGCAGGUUGAACGAGGAGGACUACAGGGUAAUAAUAGUAGGUGAUCGCGGUGAGGGUGACAAAGUGCUUGUGGAUCGAGUUAAAGUUAAGAAAAAACUAAUGUUUACAACUUUGGAGGAGGUUUGCUGUAACACUUUGACCAAUGUCUUGCGACAGCUCUCUGAUUUGUCGCGACAUGCCAGCAAUAUUUUUCUGGAGAUUGAGAGAGAAACCGGAUUUGUACGGGAGAAAUCAAACCGAAUACAGAACCGCCUGGAAAUUUUACAAAGUACAGUCUACAAGACUGACAAGAAGAAAAUCAGAAUCCCUGUGUCUAACUUGGAUGAUGAAAGUAAGUGGACAGUCCAUUACACGGCCCCCUGGCACCAGCAGGAGAACGUCUUCCUGCCCACGAACAGACCAGCCUGUGUGGAGGACCUGCACCGGCAAGCCAAGGUCAAUCUGAAGACUGUGCUGCGAGAAUGUGACAAGCUGAGGAACGAUGGAUUUCGCAGUUCUCAGUACUACUCUCAGGGCCCCACCUUCUCCUCCUCCAACCUGUCUGACGGCAGCCUGUGUGAGCAAGACGACCCUGAUAGGAAGUCUACAGUUUCGUCGACUGAGGAUGAGAAGCUAAUUUUUUCUGUGAGGCCCAAAACCCCGAUACUCGGUGACAUUUCUGAUAUUGACAUCCAGACCAACUGGACCAAGUCUCUCCCACUGCCGACCCCUGAGGAGAAGAUGCGCCAACAGGCCCAGGCUGUGCAGGCUGAUGUUGUCCCCAUCAAUGUAACAGGGAAGACUUUUGACCGUCAGGCCGUCAUCCGGCGGUCCUUAGUUAACACUGACACUGUGGUAAGAUGUCCGAAGAAAGUCAAAAGGAGAAAGACAAUUACAGGGGUUCCCGACAACAUCCAGAUGGAACUAGCUGGGCAUAAUGAACUCCGGGGUUACUCAAUGUACAUCCCAGGUCAAUAUUCUACUUUAGGUAGAAUAGGUAGUGGGCACUCUACCUUGCGGAGAUCAGAGACGAGAGAUUCCAGCUGUCAGACAGAAGAAAUAAAAAUAGUGCAGCCAUCAGUGAGACGAAUUCGCGCACAGAAGGGACAAGGUAUUGCUGCUCAGAUGUCCCUGUCCAACUCUUCUGGGAACAUGUCUACGGUCAGUGAUACUGUGGGAGUCCUAUGUGUUCCACAAGUUAAUGGUGACCUGCGUUUCCAUAGCCUGCCAAGAUCUGGAGCAAGGGUGUCCUUGCAGUCAAUGGAGAAACCUGAUAGCGCUGUAUAUAAAUCUGAAGAGACCUCUUGCAGUACCUUGCCUCGGCAGAUCAGCAAACUUCAAGUGGAUGAAAGCGUGAUCCAUUUGAGAAAUACAUCCAUGACAGGAAUCCUACCAAGGCCCAGGUCCCAGAAAGCAAGAAGCUUCCAAAGCGACAGAGUGACAAGCCCAGCCUGUGUGGUGUCCCCUCACGCAACUUACUCAACAAGCGUCAUACCCAAUGCCACUCUAUCCUCAUCGACAGAGGUGAUAACCAUUCACACCUCUCAAAGUUCAAGGAAAUCAAAUAACCAGACAAACCUAGCAUCUGCAUAUGCACCAGCAAGGCCCAUGAGUACUAUAUCCAUGAGCAAUGGGAUUGACUUGAAGGAAGAACACGAUUCUUCUUUUACCCCUGCAACAAUGUCACCUCGCUGCGACUCAGCUGUGUCCUUGAGUACAGGAAAUAACACAGAGACAGGAUCACAGUGCAGUACUUUGGAUGGAAGAAGCGACUGCAGCAUGAAGGAUGCAAGAAGUGAUUCAAGCUACUCGGAAAGCAGUUUCCCAAGCAGGAGCACAAUCCCUGCUGAUCAGUGGAUAUAUGACACACCUGAGAAUGUCCUGCCUCAUAAGUCUUUGACAUCAAGCUGCUCCACGACGAUCAAUCACAUUUAUAGUAGCUUAGAGAGAAGUUCUAAUAAAACUGACACAAGCUCCUUGUAUUCCAUGGACAAUGAUGGUUAUUACACCUCCAUGCAUCUCGACUCUGGGCUUAAAGCCAGAAGCCAGUAUGGAACCAGUGGUAUGGGGAACUCGAGACACAGUAUGUAUGAAAGUAGAGCCCAUCAAAGCCAGGAUGACAGGUUGAGCAUGAACAGCGAUAAGUCACUGUCACGUACCAUUUCUAUGAAGAAGUCAAAGAAGCCACCUCUGCCCCCUUUUAGGACCGACUCCUUAAAACGUAAACCAGGGAAAAAGUCUAACUCCAAUGAUCCUAUCUUGAACGAAACACUGAUAGAUACCUUUGCGCAAUCGCUACAGCCCAACCCGAAGUGCAAGAGUGGGUCAACCCCACAACAGAGCCCCUCCAGUGACUAUGAUGACCCCUGGGUGUUGCGCUCCCGCAGCCAGAGCACAGUGAGUGCCAGCAGCAGUGGCAUGUCCACCUCCGGGCCAAACAUCUACUCCAUUUGCCCUGUCACUCCUUCUCAGAGUGAUACCAGCAGUAUCAGGUCAGAGUACGCUGAUGCCUGGGGAUAUUACAUAGACUUCACUGGGGUCCAAAACGACCAGCUCAGGUCGGAAAGUGCUGAUGCAGUUCCUGGGGAUUAUGGCGAUGGUGGCAAUCUCCCCAGUGGGUCAAGGGUUUUCAACCCGCAACAAGGACCAGGAACAUCCGUAAAGACAAAUAUGGACACCUCUCCUGAUAAGGUGCACAGAGUAACCUCGCCAUCCAGCGGGUACUCAAGCCAAUCUAAUACCCCCACUGCUGGCACUCCAGUGCCAGUCUUCUUGAGGUCUAUAUCACCUGCAGGUGGGAAAUCCAAGCCAAAAGUGCCUGAAAGGAAGUCAUCCUUGUUAUCAUCUGUCUCCUCCUCUUCUACAUCCUUGUCAUCAAUCACUUCUGACACACCAAGGAAUCAUGCUAACCCCAUGAAUCCACCCCCUUCAUCACCUCCAUUAACUCAACCUAUGGCUCCUCCUGUCCCUCCUCCUCUCCCUCCUGGCCCUGUCAUGGAUCCUUCUCUUCCCUGUGGUCCGCCAAAGGCCCCUCCACUUCCCCCAAGCUCUACCAUGGUAACUCCAUUGCCUGUCUUUACUGCAACUCAACUGUUUCCUCCCCCACCUGCACCACCACUCCCACCACUACUCCCACAAGUUUCUGCAAUAACCUCUCCAACUGCACCCACCGCCUCACCUCCACCCCCCUCUUCUCCCAGCUUCCCUCCUCCUCCACCGGAGGUCCUGUUGGAUCUUUCCUCUACAAUUGAUGUUCCCCACAGUCUGCCUUCUCCACCUAUUUUUCCUGUUCAUAUUCCUGUUACUCCCCCUCCUCCUCCUCCUCCUGCACCCCCUUUACCUGCUGUGGCUCCACCACCGGCUCCACCACUCAACCUGAAAGCCCUAAAAUAUGCCAUUAAACCUACACAUCCUCUCAGUAUCUGCAACAAUCAGCAUCCUGCUUCCAAUGAUAAGGGAAAGAGGCCUACUAAUCAGCCUGAAUCCAGUAAGACAAUGAUGCCACUCAUCACACCAAAAGCCCUUAAGAUGGUGCAGUUGAGGUCUGUCAGGAAGCCAGAAUUAAUAGAAGUUGAAAAGACUACCCAAAAUCAUCAGGUAAAACAUGAACUUAUUGAUUCCCAAAAUCAUUCAUCACCGGAAAAGCCUAAAUUACUGGAGCAUCCAACUUCAUUGCAAACUAGUUCCAAGGUAAAUGGUUUGAAGAAACCACCAACAGUGGUUAAGAACUUCCAGGUAAUUAUUGCUAAGGAUGACCAGAUCUCUGAGGCAAAAUUGGGUCUAGCCACUAGCAAUAGCAUGUCUGAAAUGCCAACAAUAUCGAAUAAGGCGGAUGUCUUCUCAGGUACAACAGAUGAGCUUCAGCCUUGCACUAACACAACCUCACUUCAGGAGAACGAAGCAUCUCCAAGCAAAGCAGGCAACACCACCCCUCCUGAAAAGAUACUGCUUGUCUUUUCAAAGAAACCCAACCUAACCCUUAUUGUGCCGCCUGGGCAGACAUUGUCGAGCAAAUCAGAGAAUCAAGACUUGACCAAAGUAUGUGUAACAAAGGUCCUAAGCCCUCAGAGCAGUGUUUCAAUUACUACUGGAAACAGUGAGGUGGAGAAUGGCCCACUCAAGGUGCUACCGAGUGGAGAGGAGACAGAUUCUGGUAGCUCCACUCCUGUAGCCAGUGACUCUCUUUCCAGUGAGAGUACUGCAGAUGGCUUUUGGAAGAUUCAGACCUUUCUUGUCCAGCAGGAGGAACAGACCCUUUCAGACAACAAAAAUAUUUUGGAUGUUGAUGGAGGCAGCAGCGCGUCAGGAUCCAUAAGCUCCAAUGAAGAUGAAAGUGGUGAGGUUUUUGAAACAAACACAGCUAACCUAUCUCCAGUAUCAAGUACUUGUGGAGAAAGUUCUGAAGAGAUGGUUACACCAACUAGACCCAGAACUACAGAUGAUCUGUUUGCAGCUAUACACAGAUCCAAAAGGAGAGUUCUGGGGAGGAAGGACUCUGAGGAGGACCAUGCGCGGAACCACUCCACAUCUCCCCCUGUCACGCCCACCUGUGGGGUCCCCAUCCUGGCCUCGCCACACCGUCAGACAGGCUCCAUCCAGCGCAGCAUACGCAAAUCUGCCACCAGCAGUGACACCUUCAAGGCCCUACUGUUGAAGAAGGGCAGCCGCUCCGAGACCAGCUUCCGCAUGUCUGCCACAGAGAUGCUGAAAAACACAGCUCCCAAAUUCCAGAGGACAUGCUCAGAGUCCACUCUGGAUCUCCCUGACAGCCCUAGCAGUUCCCCUGGGAAGAACAAGUCAGCCCAGGAUGAAUGGGUCAAGACCGAGGGGCUUCUACCCAGGAGUGCCUUCCUCUCAGGCACCAAGUACAGUCGCUCACGCACGCCUCCAUCGGCUGCCAGCAGUAGGUACAAUGCCCGGAACCGCAUUCUCAGCAGCCCAAUGACAGUCAUUUGUGAGGGAGAAGGUGAACUGGCAGAAUCAAUUCACUCACAGUCCGCUUCCAGCUUGGGGAAUGUGAAUGGAAUGCCCACAAGCUGGAAUCAAAGCAGCCAGAACUCAGUAUAUACUUUGCCAUUGAAAGAAGAGACUAGUCCCCAAAUAGACUGCUCUGAGAAUUCAGAGAAAAUGUAUCCCCCUGAGAACUGCAAUGGCACUUGAAGGAACAAAGCAGUUAAGGGCUGGGGGACAUUUAAAUUUGGACAUUUCUGUGAGAACUGUUGUAAGCUUGAGACUUUAAAGAGAAGCAAGCUUGCUUAGGGCCAGGACUGUCCCGCACAAAGCCUAAUAGUAACUGCUUUAGAGAGGUAAGGCUCUGGGAGAAAAUGAACUGUAAACAGAAGGAAGAGCUUGCCUGCAAAAAUGUACUAUUUUUCGUGUCUGUUUUUUAGGUUAAGGAUUUCAAAUGAAUUGUGACUGCAAUGUUUUUGUUUAUUUUCAUAAAUUACUUUGCAGGAAAUGACAGUAGGCAGAAAUAGGUUGUAACUGAGCAAUAGGUGGUAAAGGGGUGUACGUUUUCAGGUAGUGUCAAGUUUAUAUUUGUUUAGGUUGAGCUGACAUGAGUGGUGCUACUGUUUGAAGAAAGUAGCCGGGCUGGAACUGAAGGCAAGCUGUUUCUUCUAGAAUUUUGACAAAAGGAAAAUAUUGAAUUACUUUAUGUAAGAAUGCACAAGCAAAGGUAACAAGAUUGUGUUUUGUGGUUUUUUUUUUCAUUGAAUUGUGAGAUGCACUGCAAAGCUGCUUCUUAGAAUAGAUGGUGCAAAAUACUACAUCAGCCUUAUUUUUUUUUUUUAAAGAAAAUAUUGCUUCCCAAUACUCCACCAUGGAAAAUGUAACCCCUUCUUCCUUCAAGUGGUGUAUUUUUGUAGUGCAUAAAUAUUUUGAUAACAAUGAAUACUCUUGCAAUAACACCUGUUGAUGGCUCAUCAACACAGGCCUCAAAUCCGGCCUCUAAUCAUUUUGUAGCAAUAUCUAAAAUGGAAAGGGUUUAAACACAUAUUGUAAAA